Messenger RNA from Miniopterus natalensis, 6433 nucleotides. The record is from RefSeq and is a predicted model, not a curated record. Lineage: Eukaryota; Metazoa; Chordata; Mammalia; Chiroptera; Miniopteridae.
ACGCACGGAGAUGACGCAGGCAGUACCGGAAGCCGCUCCCCUGCGAGAUUGCGGACCGUGAGCGGCGGCCGCUGGUCCAGACGCCAUGGCUGCGGAGCGGACCCGGCCGCUGCGAGGAUCUGGCGGCCCGAGCGCGCCUAGUCGGUGUGAAGCCCGCGCGAGGUCCCGGGCCCCGGGGCGCUCGCUCAGGUCAGUGCCGCGUGGAACACGGCUCCGGGAGCCGGGGACCUGGGAGCGACGAACGGGUUGAAAGGAUCUGGAGUUGAUGUUAGAGAUGGGAAAAUUGAACCUUGGAGUUACUGCCUCAGUUUCCUUAGCUGCGAAAUGAGUUAACAGUGAUGUCCCAGGGCUGCCCUGAGUUUGAGAGAUGAAGUGUGGAGAGGUGGUGUAUGAAGUACAAGCGCUGUGCUAAUGUGAGAGACUGCGCCGUAGUUGUGGGUAUGCCAUGGAAACAGGUAAAUUUUUCCAUAACCUUAUGGAGAGAAAGGACUUUGAGACAUGGCUUGAUAACAUUUCUGUUACAUUUCUUUCUCUGACGGACUUGCAGAAAAAUGAAACUCUGGAUCACCUGAUUAGUCUGAGUGGGGCAGUCCAGCUCAGGCAUCUCUCCAAUAACCUGGAGACUCUCCUCAAGCGGGACUUCCUCAAACUCCUACCCUUGGAGCUCAGUUUUUAUUUGUUAAAAUGGCUCGAUCCUCAGACUUUACUCACAUGCUGCCUCGUCUCUAAACAGUGGAAUAAGGUGAUAAGUGCCUGUACAGAGGUGUGGCAGACUGCGUGUAAAAAUUUGGGCUGGCAGAUAGAUGAUUCUGUUCAGGACGCUUUGCACUGGAAGAAGGUUUAUUUGAAGGCUAUUUUGAGAAUGAAGCAACUGGAGGACCAUGAAGCCUUUGAAACCUCAUCAUUAAUUGGGCACAGUGCCAGAGUGUAUGCACUUUACUACAAAGAUGGACUUCUCUGUACAGGGUCAGAUGACUUGUCUGCAAAACUAUGGGAUGUGAGCACAGGGCAAUGUGUUUAUGGCAUCCAGACCCAUACUUGUGCAGCGGUGAAGUUUGAUGAACAGAAGCUUGUCACAGGCUCCUUUGACAACACUGUGGCCUGCUGGGAAUGGAGUUCCGGAGCCAGGACCCAGCACUUUCGGGGGCACACAGGGGCGGUGUUUAGUGUCGACUACAAUGAUGAACUGGAUAUCUUGGUGAGUGGCUCUGCAGACUUCACUGUGAAAGUAUGGGCUCUAUCUGCUGGGACAUGCCUGAACACUCUCACCGGGCACACGGAAUGGGUUACCAAGGUGGUUUUGCAGAAGUGCAAAGUCAAGUCUCUCUUGCACAGCCCUGGAGACUAUAUCCUCUUAAGUGCAGACAAAUAUGAAAUCAAGAUUUGGCCAAUUGGCAGAGAAAUCAACUGCAAGUGUUUAAAGACAUUGUCUGUCUCUGAGGAUAGAAGUAUCUGCCUGCAGCCAAGACUUCAUUUUGAUGGCAAAUACAUCGUCUGUAGUUCAGCACUGGGCCUCUACCAAUGGGACUUUGCCAGUUAUGAUAUUCUCAGAGUCAUCAAGACUCCCGAGAUAGCAAACUUGGCCUUGCUUGGUUUUGGAGAUGUCUUUGCCCUGCUGUUUGACAACCGCUACCUAUAUAUCAUGGACUUGCGGACAGAGAACCUGAUUAGCCGCUGGCCCCUGCCAGAGUACAGGAAAUCAAAGAGAGGCUCAAGCUUCCUGGCAGGCGAAGCUUCCUGGCUCAAUGGACUGGAUGGGCACAAUGACACGGGGUUGGUCUUUGCCACCAGCAUGCCUGACCACAGUAUUCACCUGGUGUUGUGGAAGGAACACGGCUGACGCCAUGAGCUACCACCGCUGACUGACUUUGGGUGCCGGGGCUGCGGGUUUUGAGUGCAACCUCUAUGGCAGCCGACUGCAUGAACCAAAGUUCUCACUUUAUGGUAUCAUCACGCAGUGCACAAUCAUUUAUCUAUGUUUGCCAGGGGGCCAGGGCUCUGGGUGGGGGAGGGCUCAUUUUACUGACAUACAAAUGCAGCAUGCUAACGGGGUACACCAUUGACUUCAUUUGUACUUAGUUAUGUUGGUCAGUAUAAGAGGAUGCAUUUUGGGUUCAUCUUUCUUGAAUAUUGGUUUUAAGUAAAGAAAUUUAAAUGGUUCAUUAAUCUGCUAAUUGGUUGCCUAUAAAAACACAUUCAGUCUCUUAUUAAAGGUUUUUACCAUUGCCCUUUUUUCUUUUGAAGUUGAAGCAAAGGUGCUAUGAUGUUUUACAGCAACUUUCUCACAUGGGGCUUAGCUUUUAUAACAACCAGUGUUACAAAGACCACCAAGUCCUGUGACAUUCAAAAUCUCUCCACCAAAUACCAGUUCUAAAGAAAAUCUGUCUUCCAGUACAAAUCCAGUUCUAUAAAUUGAUUGUAAUGCAUCCUAAGCCCUAGUUCUUGGCAGAGUCAAAGUUGGCCAUGACUGAGAUGUGAAGGAGUUCUGUUGCCUUUGUUUUCAUCUGGAGCAAGACUGGUCCUCAGUCCCCCUCUGCCUAGGUGACUGCACAGAGGUGAUGUGGUGUAGUGGAAAAUUGAAGACUGGCUCUGUUACCUAGGAACCCUGGACCCCCAAGCAUAUCACUGCCCUGGGCCCAGUUUUCACUGUCUGAAUAGCUAGUUGUUAAGCUAAGUGAUUUGUAAGAUUCUUUCUGGUCCUGCAUCUACUGAGUUGUGCAAAAGUUGAUAUUUUCGUUUUGUCUGAUUCCCGAUUCAUUGUUUCUUUGAAGUUGGAGAUAAUAUAUAAAUGAAAUCACUGAUACAACGUUGUCAUCUCUAAGGAAAUCAAAUGUGUGAAAAGGAUGACUAAAAGGAGAAUGUAGAAAAUACAAUGUAUUCCACUUAGAAGAUGUAAAUAAUUGGUGGCAGAAAUGCUGAUAGUUGUGGUUCUGUAGAGAGGCAAUGUUCUAUAUUAGAAAGAUACCUGACCCUGACUUUUCUUCUUCCUUUGCCUCUAACUUGAUGUGUGGCCUCAGGCAGGUUAACUUUCUGUCCCUGGGCCCUCAUUUUUUUAAAUCUUUACAAUGAAGGAAUUGCCUUAGAUUAGGGUUCACAAACACCUGCCCAGGGGAGUUAUGUAGAUAACAUAAAUGAGUGAAGCAUGCUGGGUAGCACUGUGCUGAACCGCGGAAAGCUUAUCGAACGGGGCAGUUACUCAGCUCAGGUGUUAGGCAGAAACGAGCCCAGUGUUGGCAGGUCUUCUAAUUUUUCAGGCGGAAGUAGAAAUCUAGAAUUUUAUUGGAAAUUUCCUGAUUUUAAAAACGUUGACAACUAAUUGAAGAUAAUUUAAAAGGCAGUGGGCUAAACAAACCGUGUCUCCGGGCUGCCAGUUGGUGUCCUCCACCCUCUCAUUCUUGUGAAGUUAAAUAGUGUGAUUCAGCAGUGGAAAUGUUUUAACAUAAUUGUCUGGCCAUUUGACUGUCGCAUUGUGUUACAGGGGAGUGAGGGAGGCAUAUUUCAUUCACAGACAGGAAAGUAGUUUAAAGAUGAGCAUAAGAACUGGGACCUCCUUGAGAGCCUCGGCCCCAGGAAUAAGAAUACUCAUUCUCCGCUGACUGUAAUAUAAGACAUAUCCAUGUCAAGUGGGGAAAGGGGUUCCCAGUGGGCUGGGAAUGACGCAGACUCCAGGGGGACACAGCUUGCCCAGAACCCGCGUUAGCAAGAGCCUGACAAUGGACGGCCGACACAGUGAAGUUUAGAGAAUUGAUGGUUGGUUUCAAGGACAGGUUGAUGUCCAUGUUGACACUCUGAAGGGAUUAGGUAAAAGUAGUAACUUCCUCCAUCACCCAGUCCAUCUCUUACUGAAUUCUGAGUGUGAGCUCGGUUUGGCCCUCCAAGACAUGGAACCUGAAUUGCAGCUAGAAUCUGUUUUGCAAGAGCCUCAGGAGACUGGGCAAUGAUGAGGGUAAAUGACUUAUUCCAUCUAUUGCUGGCUAAACAAAUAACAGAUUACUGAUUUCAUGACCAUCCCUAUUCCCACCUCACUUUGAGAUAUAUUCAGUAGCUUCAAAGAGCAAGUGAUUCAUCAUAAUAGCUAUUUGUGGCAAAAGAUUUCUUUUUGGAAAUGACAAACCUGAAACUUGUAUGUUGUGUCCCCCUUCCGUGGUCAGUGUGAAUAUUGAAGUUAUCAGGGUGGUGUUUAGUGCGGCCGAUGUUGACAGCAGUCCUUGAGGCAGGGAUUGAAGUCCUAACUUCGAGUGCUCCUCACAGCGGCCUUCAGUGCACCAGAGCAUUUUAUUUAAUUGCUUUAUAGAUGCUAUAUUUAGUCAUACUACUGCCAGCUUUUGUGAAACAUCCUUUAAAAAGAUAAAGUGGAGAGUCAGCGAAAGAAGUGGCCAAGGGGUAAAGAGCUGUAGUUGCUUAGGCCUCCUUUCACUGAGUUGGGGGCUGCCUCUCAUAUGCACUCACGUCUGCUUCCUGGGCUCUGAGCGGUGGGAAUUGCCUUUGCCCCUUCUUCUGUGAAUAUUCUCAUUUUUGAAAAAUUCCAAAGUCAUGAGCAGAUGGACUCUAUCCACCUCUAUGCACAUUGGAUAUCUUGAAUGACACUGAUUCUGGUCAAGUGAAGGGCUUCUCUUGGGUUCAUACAGGUACCGUAACAACCCAGGAUCCAGGGUGUAGGCGUCCAGGACAGCUGAGUGAGUGGGAGGGUUUUAGCAGACUUUGUUCCCAUUGCAAAAGAAGGUAGUUUCCUUGGGUCCUAUUGUUUGAAGGAGUCAUUGUUAUCCAAACUGGUCCUAACCUGACUUUCAGACCCAGCAGAGAAAUAGAAGACUUCCUCUAGGGAGGGGCUCAACGUUGAAGAAGCUCUGAAGGAAGGUUCACAUAUUUGGAUAGCUUCUCAUGAGUGGAAGGCGGGGGAUAUUGCUGUGAAACGUUAAGGUUUGCACCUCAUUUUUCAUAGUCUAAAAAUUGUUCUGGCCAUUGGAAACGCUUAGUGUAAAGUGUGAAUGAGGAUUAUGUAAUUAUGCUAGUAUUUGCUCUCAGGAGAAUGAUUACUGUCUGUAUUUAUAAAAUAUCUUAGGGAGAAAAGAAAUAUAUUUGGAAGCAGUGUUAUUUUAGACGUGAAGAAAUUGUUUCUGUUAGAUUAGACAUUUUGCCCAAACAAAAGUAGCUGAGGAUAGUGGAGUCCGGCUUUACUUGCUUUGGCCAAACCUAGCCAGCUAGCUCCUUCAAGUUAUGAUUGUGUGUCCUGGCUUCCUGGGAGUCCGGAGGUGUGUCUUCCCUCCAUCACUUUUAGCUUUCUGUGCCUCCUUCUCUGGGCUUCUUGCAGACCUAGGUGUCUGAUUCACUUGCCUUUCUCUGUGGGGAAGUGUGCAGAAUCUCAUUGCUGCUCCAGAAUGCAUCUCUGGGCAGGGCAUACUCACCUUUGCCUUUAGGGACACGGAGCUGUCAGGAUAGGGGAGAAGCCCUUUUAGGUCUGUCCCCUUGACACAACCUUUGUAUCUGAUUUUGCUGGUGUUUGCCAGGAUAUUUAAGACAACCAAGACACUGUUGAGAACUCAUUCCCCAGAUGGAGUGUCUGAUGAAAGGAACGCGUUAGCAUUCCUGACAGAAAUACCCACUUUGGCAGGGUCUCUGGCCAGACUAACCUCUGUUCCCAUGCCUACUCCAGGAAAGUGAGUUUUUUUCAGGAUAAGUCCUCAAAUGGAUGACUGGAUAGUCUUGUGCCACUCCCAUCAGCCUAAUCAGACUGAAGGAUCAUGCUCCCUGCAAAAAGGUGUUUUGCUGUCAGGUUGUUGCAAUGUGUUUCCAGUCUUCUGUAGGUGGUUUCCUUGCUUAAAGUUAUUGCUACAGUCCUGACCAGUGUAAACCCACUUAAUUAUUAGUAGCUGAAAGAAUCAGCUACUUCUGCUCUUUGGGAAUGUGCUCAAAUAAAAAUGUUUUUGCAUAUUUUAACCAGGCAAAUCAUUAAUUCAGUUGCUACAAACUCAACAGUUUUUUGGAGUCCCUGUACUCACACUGUGAACAGAUAUAUUUCACUAAUCUAGAUGUAGUACUCUUGAUGAGAAGGCUCAGGUUUAAAAAGGCUGGCCUUGCUAAUCCAACAUCUAUAGCCACUUGGUCGAAUUCAUCAACUCAUGUUUCACUAAUUUGAUGUGUGUUGUGAUCUAGGGGGAAUGAGGUGACAUUUAUAUUUGAACUGUCUGUGGGUUGGGAGAGUAGGGAUUGCUUAAACAACUAGGGGAGUGAUUGUGGUACAAGGUGUCUCUAUAAGAUGAGACGUUAUUUUCAUGAAUCUUAGAACUUUCUUUUACCCAUGAGUGAUCGUGCUAACUAUAAAUCAUUUAUAUCUAUACAUUAAAACAGGUUCCUCAAUUAGGCAACAUUCAGUAGCCAAGCCCAAGUUAUUGUUUGUACUUGAAAGUAAUAAAACUGCAUUUCCUUGAAAAUA